CUCACUGUCUCUCCUCUCUUUCUCGUUCCUCUCCCGCUCGUACCCUCCUCUCUCUCGCUCGUUCGCUAAUGGCAUCCGUGAAUCUUCAACUAAUAGCGGUUGUUAACCAGGAUCUUCAGCAAGUACUAAACGCCUCCCACGAGCGGUGGCUCAACGCCGAGGAACUGCAUAUUUUGUUUCAGAAUCGUGCACUUCUGCCUCAAUCAACUUAUACAGUAGAUGCGCUGGGCCUAUACCGAGUACGGAUGCUUACAUUCGCCGACGAUCACGCAUGGACUCUGUUUCCAAAUGGCAACCGGGUCAUAGGCGGUAGGGUAGUUCACGGAGGCCUGACGUUUAAUUACACUUUCGCGCAAAGCCCCGAUCUUCAACGCCGAACCAUACGCCGCCGACAAUUGUACGAGAAUCAUACGUUUGUUCACUACGUGGCGGUUUAGCACUUUCGAGGGUUUUAUAUUAUUUUCAUAGAUUUGUACAUUUAAGGUGUACUAUUACUAAUGACAUGA
Molecule: messenger RNA, 506 nt
Organism: Brassica oleracea var. oleracea
Lineage: Eukaryota; Viridiplantae; Streptophyta; Magnoliopsida; Brassicales; Brassicaceae
Exons: 3
Coding region: 69-437 (122 amino acids)
Source: RefSeq, a predicted model, not a curated record